Molecule: messenger RNA, 663 nt
Organism: Aspergillus luchuensis
Lineage: Eukaryota; Fungi; Ascomycota; Eurotiomycetes; Eurotiales; Aspergillaceae
Product: NAD-dependent epimerase/dehydratase family protein
Exons: 1
Coding region: 1-663 (220 amino acids)
Source: RefSeq, a predicted model, not a curated record
AUGCCCAAACGCAUCAUCAUCACCGGUGGCUCCGGCAAAGCCGGCCAAUUCAUCAUUGCCCACCUCCUCGCCCAGAACUACGACAUCCUCAACCUGGACCUGAACCCACUUCCCGCUCCCCUCAGCAACAAAGUCCAUACCCUCAAAGUUGAUCUCACCGACAACGGUCAAGUUCAUGGCGCCCUGCACUCCCAUUUCCAUCUCACCGAACCCUUCCGUGAACCCCUCCGCCAGGUCCCCGAUGCCGUCAUUCAUCUAGCCGGGUAUGCACGGAACAUGAUCGUCCCUGAUAAUGAGACCUUCCGAGGCAAUACUCUCUCCACUUAUAAUGUCAUCGAAGCUGCAUGUCGGAUGGGCGUACCGAAGAUCAUAACUGCCAGUUCACUCUGCGCGUACGGGGUUGCUUUUGCAGAAGGGGAUGUCGAUUAUCCUUCGUUCCCGGUUGACGAGGAGGUAGAUACCAAUCCGAUGGACGUGUAUGGUUUAACUAAAGUGAUUGGGGAACGUACGGCGCGGAGCUUUGCUCGCCGAUUUGGGACUGAUAUCUAUGCCAUGCGACUGGGCGCUAUUGUCGCGCCGGAGGAAUUGCGGAGUCGGUUUGAGGAGUACAUGCAUUCGCCGGAGCAGUAUAAGGUUAUACGGAUGCCAGAGAUAUUGGGCUGA